AGCUAUUUUGCGUUUCAGUCAUGUAUUAAAACGGGACUGUGAUUCCCUGCGUUUUGUUUCACUGAGGAAAAAAAAACCCCACAUGGACUCUGCGUUAGGAAUUCGCUGCACCUCUUCAUAGUUGAAUAGUCUUUUUCCAAGUUGAAUCAUGUUGAGUAAUAAUGUAAAGAAGACAGUUAUCUCCAUUGUGAGCACAGCAUGUCUCUGCCUGCUGCUGCUCGUGGUCGCUGUGCAGCAUCACCGGGUUCAGGUGGAUGACAACGCGACAGGAGAGGAUACCGGGACGCGCGCUCUUGACGCACAGAUUGGCAGCGCGCCGGAGAAGAAGGGAUUCUCUGCGUACCUCAGCAAGCUGACCCGGGGACGGAGGGACGUGGAGAAAUCCGCGCGCUCUUCAUCAACCGGUGCAAAUCAGCCUCCAGCUGAGGACAUCAGUGCCAAUGACAUCUUUAUCGCAGUAAAGACCACCAAGAAAUUCCACCAAUCCAGGCUCAAUCUGCUGCUGGAAACAUGGAUUUCAAGAAACACGCAACAGACCUACAUCUUCACAGACGGAGAAGACGAAGAGCUCAAGAAGAAAAUUGGGAGUCAUGCAAUCAACACCAACUGCUCUGCAGCUCACAGCAGACAGGCUCUGUCCUGCAAGAUGGCUGUAGAAUAUGACAAGUUCAUAGAGUCGGGGAAAAAGUGGUUCUGUCAUGUAGAUGAUGACAACUACGUGAAUGUUCCUACCCUGGUGAAGUUCCUGUCCCAGUACCCACACACACAGGACAUGUACCUAGGGAAACCAAGUCUGGAUCGGCCAAUCGAGGCCACAGAGAGGCUCGGGGACAAUAAGUUGAAACCCGUCAACUUCUGGUUUGCUACUGGAGGAGCAGGCUUCUGUGUGAGCCGGGGUCUGGCACUGAAGAUGAGCCCAUGGGCCAGUGGCGGUCACUUCAUGAACACAGCGGAGAAAAUCCGUCUGCCUGACGACUGCACCAUCGGCUACAUCAUCGAGUCGGUUCUGGGGGUUCCUCUGACUCGUAGCAACCUGUUCCACUCCCACCUGGAGAACCUGCAACAGGUGCAAAGAUCAGAGAUACACAAGCAGAUCACUCUCAGUUAUGGGAUGUUUGAAAACAAGAGUAACAUUAUCAAUUUGAAAGGAGCUUAUUCCAUGGAGGAUGACCCAUCGAGGUUCAAGUCUGUGCACUGUCUCCUGUACCCAGACACCGCCUGGUGUCCUCCUCAGGUUACCUUCUAGGGCGACCGCUCCUUUCUCAUCCUCGUCCCCGUUUUGCCUCGGUAUCUGAAAGGCUUGUGGGGACCAGUGUUUGGUAUUAGACCGUAUUGCUGCUGCUUUCUUGCUGCAGUGGCGUGCGGUCUUUAAUAGUUUAACUGGGCUGCUGUGCGGCCCGCCUCGGGACUAUUCCUUCCUGCACCAAAACCAGGACCUUGUUCAGCCCGUAAAGCACGGGCUGAUGGACUCCAGGUCUUGGCAGGAAGAAGCUUUCUGCGUUUAGCUUUUGCAGGCAAUCAGUUGGCUUUUUGAUGUAUAUGUUGCUUGUAAAUGUAUCUGCAAUUCUCAUAGAAUGUAUCGUCAUAUAUAUGAGCCUCUUUGCCAGCUUCAUUAACACUUGUUAUUGUUCUAGCUUUUAAAAUUAACAAAGCCACACAGGUCUUUGUUUGUAGGUUUUUAUCGCAUAUCAUUGGCUUUUCAGGCUUGUUGUUGAGCAGUUUUUAAAUAUGAUGACUCCGGACAAACUUGGCAAUAUGAAGAUGUUAUGUGCUUUUCAGUUAACAGUGUUACUUCUAUAACAACCUGAGCUGGCAGUAGGCAAAUUUCCAAAUGCAUCUUCUCUUGGUUGACCUAAUCUGAAGUAUUUUAGGAUAAAGCACUUUUUUUAUGACAGUUUUUUGUAAACUGAUCUAAUUUAUGUCCUUUAAUUACAUGCUUCAGAUUUGUGUCCAAAUUUACACAAAAAUAAUAACCCCACAAAAUCUCACAAUCCAGUCAUUUUAUGUAUUUAUAGACCCUCUUUGCAUUUGUUACAAUCAGGGGAAAUAAUGAAUGGAGGAGUUUUUGAUUUGGGGUUACAAUCAGCUUUGAAAAAAAUGUAUUUCAAGUUUUUUUAAAUUGCACAGCUGAGUUUCAAAUAAGCUGAUAUUUGCUCCUGGGAAGAGGCUCACCUCAUCGGUUCAACAGUGAAAAGUCAGUUACUCAUAUUUCAGAUCAAUUGAAUCUGAGUAAUAGCUAGACAUUUGACUCAAGCUCCAUUCAGUCUGUAGUACAGACUGAUGAUCCACGCUGUUAUUAACCUUAAUGUUCUUUACUUACACACUGUACUGACUGGUUACUGUUGAAGUGUGUGAGGUGAGAGCUUAACAAGAGCAACAUCAGUGUUCCCACAUGGAGGUGUUUGUUCCCUCUGUGUUAUCCUAACCCAUAUUGGGUUACUCUGUACAUCUUGAUUACAGUAUUGUGUACUGUGCCUGUGUUUAAAAUAGUAGUGGAUGUGUAUUGUUUAGAAUUUAACCUACCCCCUGUGGUUUACACAUGCUUUUAAUGACCUGGACAUGAUUUUGUACUGCUUUGAAAUGUAUUAAUGACUGUGCGGUUUAUUCUCCAGUAUCUGGAGGGUUGGAACAGUUCAUCUCCAAUACUGGCUUCUCAGGGAUUGUGAGCUGAUCCUGCUAUAAAAAAAUUACCAUGGGACCCGUGAUGGGACCUAAAAGUUGAAAUAAAAGUGCAUAACCACUGAGAA
This is a messenger RNA of Notolabrus celidotus (New Zealand spotty), 2747 nucleotides long. It is a transcript of the gene lfng, whose product is annotated as LFNG O-fucosylpeptide 3-beta-N-acetylglucosaminyltransferase. The coding region runs from base 149 to 1246 and encodes 365 amino acids. Gene Ontology annotation, biological process: pattern specification process; regulation of Notch signaling pathway. The record is from RefSeq and is a predicted model, not a curated record. The transcript is spliced from 8 exons. Lineage: Eukaryota; Metazoa; Chordata; Actinopteri; Labriformes; Labridae. Gene Ontology annotation, cellular component: Golgi membrane. Gene Ontology annotation, molecular function: O-fucosylpeptide 3-beta-N-acetylglucosaminyltransferase activity.